This is a messenger RNA of Selaginella moellendorffii, 1857 nucleotides long. RefSeq names its product riboflavin biosynthesis protein PYRR, chloroplastic. NCBI's taxonomy places the organism in Eukaryota, Viridiplantae, Streptophyta, Lycopodiopsida, Selaginellales, Selaginellaceae. Gene Ontology annotation, molecular function: 5-amino-6-(5-phosphoribosylamino)uracil reductase activity; diaminohydroxyphosphoribosylaminopyrimidine deaminase activity; NADP binding. Bases 12 to 1703 code for a protein of 563 amino acids. The record is from RefSeq and is a predicted model, not a curated record. The transcript has 9 exons. Gene Ontology annotation, biological process: riboflavin biosynthetic process.
CCUUCCUUGCGAUGGCGCCAUCCAAUGUGGGCUUCGAUUCGUUCCACAUGCUGCGCGCCGCGGAGCUCGCCGAUGGAUCGGCGGGCCACACUGCGCCGCAUCCCAAUUCCGCGUGCGUGAUCGCCCGGAGCGAGAAAGUGGUGGGCGAAGCCUUUCUCUAUGGCCAAGGCACUCGCUGCGCGGAGAUCCAGGCAGUGGAGAUGGCUGGAGAGCUCUCGCGAGGAGCCACGGCGUAUCUCAAUCUGGAGCCAGGGGAUUGUCACGGCGAUGACACGGCGAUCAAGGCUCUCAAGCAGAGUGGAGUGGCGAGAGUCGUGGUAGGAUUGCAACACCCGCUAAAGCAUCACUCCGGGAAGGCGAUCGCGGCAUUGCGCGGCUUGGGAAUUCCCGUGGAUGUUCUUGAGAAGCAUGGUGAUGGCACGUUUAAGGAAGCUUUCAGAGCCUGCCAAGAGGUAAAUGCUCCUCUUCUUUACAGAGCUACGCAUGAGGUUCCUUUCUCGAUAUUGAAAUACGCAAUGACACUGGAUGGGAAGAUUGCCGCCAGUACUGGCCAUGCGUCCUGGGUGAGCAGCAAAAUGUCUCGCCAGCGCGUCUUCGAGACGAGAGGUCGAAGUGAUGCGAUCAUCGUCGGAGGAAACACCGUACGUCGAGAUAAUCCGCGACUGACCACCAGGCGAGAAGGCGGACACUUACCAGUUCGCGUGGUCAUGUCGAGAACUCUAAACUUGCCUUUGGAGCUCCACUUGUGGGACGUUUCAAAUGCUCAUACGAUUGUUAUGACGCAAAGGGGUGCUCGGAGAGAGUUCCAGAGGGAGCUUGUCACGAGGGGUGUGGAGGUGGUGGAAUUCGAUUUUCUCACACCGAAAGCUGUCAUGGACUACUGUUACGAGCGUGGAUUCCUCACGGUUUUAUGGGAAUGUGGAGGAGCUUUGUCAGCUCCGGCACUAGCUGCUGGUAUCAUUCACAAGGUUAUUGCGUUUGUUGCUCCAAAAAUCAUUGGAGGAGUGACUGCUCCAACGCCUGUUGGUGAGUUGGGAAUGGUGGAAAUGACACAAGCUUUAAAUCUGCUCGACGUGACUUUCGAACAAGUUGGCCCAGACAUGUUGGUUUCGGGCUACCUUAAGCCGAUUCCUCGCAUGAAAUCACCUGCUUCUGCCUAUGCGGACGAUCCCUCGAUUGCAGACGCUGGAAUUUUCUCAAGCUCCACUGUGAUCUACUUCUACAAGUCGUGGGAUCCAUACGGUGCCUUUACGAACUUCACAGCACACUCAAUUAAGCUACCUGGCUCUAGCGAGACGUGGAAAAGCGUCGAGCACUACUACCAGGCACAAAAGUUUAGUGGAGUUGAGGACGAACUGGCAAUGCAAGCUAUAGAAAAUAUCAGAAAUGCUGAAAGCCCAGAAGAAGCAGCUAGAAUUGGGAGACGCUUAGCUCGCGAACGUCCUGAUCUGGUGAGGCCAGACUGGGAAAACUCCAAGAUGGACGUGAUGGAAGAAGCGCUGGUUGCAAAGUUUUCGUCCUACCCGCAGCUGCGAAGUUUGCUGCUGUCAACAGCUGGUUGUGUGCUGAUCGAGUCGUCCCCACACGACUACUUUUGGGGGUCUGGCAAAGAUGGCACGGGACAAAACCAGCUGGGCCGCUUGCUCAUGAAGCUGCGAGCUGCGAUUCUUACAGAGAAUCAACAUCAACACAUCCAAAAAUAAUUUUGUUAGUGCUGUAUAUUUGAGGGAAUGAGGAACUGUACUGGUCGGAUUGCAUUCAUAUAAUCCGAUCAAAAGAAGCAAAAGAUGAAGUUUUGUUGGGAGGUUAUGCAUCUUUUUUAUUUUGAACACAAACAAAUUAAUUAUUCCUUUGCAA